CGCAGUUCCUAUAUUCUUUUCUCCACAACAUCCUUGAUGUUUUCUCGCAAUAACUCUCCAUAAUGUCUAUAGUACACCCUGUCCACUCUCCCACAUCCACCUCCGGCCAAUUGCCUCUCCACCCAUAUCCGUCUUUCCCCGCCCAGCAACCCUACAGCUCACUUCCGCCAUCGUCUCCUAUGAAUCCACCAGACCCACAGCUCUCCCCCACAGCCUCGACUUCCCGCCUGUCUCCUGGAAAAGGCCAAUCCAGAUCAGCUCCUGUCAGCCCGGGCGGAAGACUGGCUCUGUAUGGAAUCGCCCCGCUUUCGAGCAUAUCGCCCAUACACCUCGCGCAGCAGCCAGAGAAUAUGCGCCAGUGGGCAUCGUCAAGUACCCAUUCCCCACCUCUCGACUCGGCAAGUUUUCGCGAAACAGACAGCUCUCAUACUGCCACUGGGGCCAAUGGCAAUGGCUCCAAACAAAAACCCCGUCCACGUCGCCUUGCUCAUCUUCGACGCUCAUCCAUCCCUUCCUCCUCCGCAACUGGCAGCGCGAAUAUAGGCGAGACUAGCAGCGGAGGAUAUCUCUCGGAAGAAGGUUUCGACUCGGACGCAACUGUCAGGCCCGCAGGGUCCAAAUACAAGCGCUCACUGAGCCAACCAGAUCUGACGACGCUUUAUGAAGGAAGGGCCAAGGGCUUGGAGGCGAAAGAAGGGAUGGGCAGGAAGGAUGUUAAGGGGUGGGUGGGCGAAGUAGGAAGAGGCCAUGUCGCCCCGCCCGCGGUGCCGCAGCAAAUGGGUCAUCAGCAGAGACAGCAGGAGAGAAGACGUCCCAGCUUCGGAAGGACAAGGAGUUCAGGGGAGGCGUUUGGCAAACGACCCGGCGUCUCUGACGAUUCUUGGCUACCAGCUGCUCCUUCUCGCUCGCCCCAUUCAAGGUCCCAGUCGUCCCUCUAUGGCAUGCGCAAAUCCCCUUCCCCACGCUCACAGACUCUAUCUAUCCCAACAAUGUCGCCCAUCAAUCCUCCCACCGUUCCGCUACCAGAUCAGUCGCCAAAAGUACAUCGUCACUCGCUCGCUGUUGUCUCUUCCCUUGAAGGAAACAUGUCCAGUGAAGGAGAUGAUUCCUCCGAGUCGGGAGAAAGCCUAACGUUUGCUCCUAAACGUACAAAAUCCUUGCCAUUAGGCUCUGAGCUUCGCCAGCGCUUGCAGGAUCCCCGUCUGUCAAUUAGCAAAGGAUCGUCUUCUUCCCGCAGCGACGACGGGGGGUUAGGCCUUUUAUUAGGCUCACCUUCUUCCGUCCCCAACACUACAUCAACGUCAGCUGGGUCCUUAUCCGGUCUGGAAACGACCCCGAAAACCGUUCCGCAACCCCUUCCCAAUGAACUGGAACGUAUGAUCCGCCGCUCCAGCUUACUGUACCUGCGGCUUUUGGCAAUCGUGCCCGCCGUUUGGGGCAUAUGUGUGCUGGCGCAGGCGCUAGCUACCGGAGGUCUUUGGGUAGACGUUUGGCCUUAUGGCGUGGAUCUGAGUAAAGAGGCUCUGGAGAGGUUAGUGGCCGGAGGCGUUAUGAUGGAAGGGGAAUGGAUUAGGGUUGACAGGGGUGAUAUGCUGCUCUGCAUCGCAUGGGCGAUUUGUACUGGCCAUUUCUGUUUUUGCUUGACUACCGGUCUCACGCAUCGAUGGCUAUCGUACUACUCUCUUCCAUCAACCAUCACCCGCCUUGCCUCACUUCAAUGCCUUUGUUGGCCUGCGACAUACCUGACUCUGUGGGUCCUUGGUGCUAGGAAUGCCCGUCCUUUGCUAGCAUGGGUCGUCAUUGGCGUGACUACCGGCUGGUCCCGGACAGUUCAGAUGUGGGUAACGAGCAAUGUCGUACCUGCCGACCUUGUCUCCCCUCUGGUGGCCACCAAUCUCAUUAUCACUCCUACCGCAAGCAACCCCGGUGUCAUGGCUGCUCGCCGAGGCUCAAAGCAGACAACAAUGUUACUCGGUCCACCACCUGAUCAUCUGCGUCAGUGGGAAAAAUUUGUAUGGGGGAGAAAAUGGGACUGGGACGCGGUCGCGAAUGAAGUGGGUUGGAAAGUUGGUGGAUUGUUGCUGGUUACGGCGGCGUGGUUGUUCUGGGGGAUUGAGUGUGGGAGCGUGAUCAGAGGAUAGGUGACUGUUUCAGUUCAUGACUAGACGGCAUUGACGAAUUGUAUAAUGGUUAUCUUGUAACGAGUCGUAUCAUACUCUCAACAUUAAACCCACCUGCCUCUACAUUUGAAUCUGUAACUGUAUAUCUAACAUAUCAUAUGCACAUUAACCUGCGCUGAACGCCAUUCCGCCCAGCUUUCUCAGUCAAACUCCUUGACACCUGCAUACCUUCUUCUCCAAUGUAAUAGUGGC
Messenger RNA from Cryptococcus deneoformans JEC21, 2372 nucleotides. RefSeq lists its product as hypothetical. The transcript is spliced from 3 exons. The record is from RefSeq and is a predicted model, not a curated record. Gene Ontology annotation, biological process: protein N-linked glycosylation; cellular response to oxidative stress. Gene Ontology annotation, cellular component: endoplasmic reticulum membrane. NCBI's taxonomy places the organism in Eukaryota, Fungi, Basidiomycota, Tremellomycetes, Tremellales, Cryptococcaceae. The coding region runs from base 63 to 2141 and encodes 692 amino acids.